Molecule: messenger RNA, 2252 nt
Organism: Blastomyces dermatitidis ER-3
Lineage: Eukaryota; Fungi; Ascomycota; Eurotiomycetes; Onygenales; Ajellomycetaceae
Product: ATP-dependent RNA helicase DBP9
Exons: 4
Coding region: 78-1964 (628 amino acids)
Cellular component (GO): nucleolus
Molecular function (GO): RNA helicase activity; nucleic acid binding; ATP binding
Source: RefSeq, a predicted model, not a curated record
AAAAAAAAAAAAAACACGCCUUCAAAACCCAACAUCAAGAGUAAAUCCGUACCAGAGCCGGAAGUUGGCUGUCAAUCAUGAAGCGGAAGCUAGACGCCAACAAUGUCCCUUCACCGGAAGAUAGUGUGGAGAAGAAUAAUACGGCCCAUAGUUUCGAGAACUUGAACCUCGAUCCCAGACUCCUCCAAGCCCUGACGCAACAGAAAUUCACAAAACCAACGCUGAUUCAGGCGGAGGCAAUUCCACUAGCUUUAGAUGGGAAAGAUGUUUUAGCUCGCGCAAAGACCGGAUCUGGAAAAACAGCUGCUUACCUCCUGCCCAUCUUGCAGUCGAUUCUUCAGAAAAAGACGAAUGACCCUACACACAAGGCGAUUUCAACUUUGAUCCUAGUUCCAACGAGAGAAUUGGCGGAACAAGUUCACAAGACAGUUACCUCAUUCUCUGCCUUUGCUGGCAAAGAUAUACGCUCCACAAAUCUUACCCAAAAGGUUUCCGAUGCCGUGCAACGCUCAAUUCUUGCCGACCUCCCCGAUAUCGUCAUCUCAACUCCCGCUCGGGCGGUUGUGAAUAUCAACAGCUCUGCGCUCACUCUUCAGCACCUAACACAUCUAGUCAUUGACGAGGCGGAUCUCGUCCUCUCGUACGGUUAUGAAGAAGACAUGCAGAGUCUCGCCAAGGCUGUACCCCGUGGUGUUCAGGCCUUUUUAAUGAGUGCAACUUUUACGUCGGAAGUGGAUGCGCUGAAAGGUUUAUUCUGCAGGAACCCCGUUGUUUUGAAACUAGAAGAGAAGGAGGAUGAAGGGGCUGGAAUAAGCCAAUUUGUUGUCAGGUGUGCGGAAGAUGAGAAGUUCCUCUUGACGUAUGUUAUAUUCAAAUUACAACUUGUCAAGGGGAAAUGUAUCAUAUUCGUUGGUGACGUGGACCGUUGUUACCGAUUGAAACUGUUUCUCGAACAGUUUGGUAUCAGGAGCUGCGUGCUUAAUUCCGAGUUACCUGUGAAUUCGCGUAUCCAUGUGGUUCAAGAAUUCAACAAGGGCGUGUACGACAUCAUAAUAGCGGCCGACGACCAGGAAGUUCUAGGAGAACUACCUAAAAAACCUAGGAAACCAUCCCGGAAGUCAGAUCAAAGCUCCAAGGAUCCAGAGCAGGAGAAUGAUGACGGCAGUGGCGUCAAGACAACAAAUAAUUACCUCCAAGACUCCAGCGAAGACGAAACCAAAGCACGUCCAAGCAAGCGUCCCAAAAAAUCCGCCAAGGAAAAGGACUACGGUAUUUCCCGCGGCAUUGACUUCCAAGACGUGGCCUGCGUUCUCAAUUUCGACCUCCCCACCAACUCUAAAUCCUACACACAUCGCAUUGGCCGCACAGGUCGUGCAGGCAAGACAGGCAUGGCCCUCUCCUUUGUCGUCCCAUCGGACCAAUUCGGCAAACACAAACCCACGAGCUUUUCUUCCGCCAAGCACGACGAGGCAGUGCUAGGCAAAAUUAUCAAGCGUCAGGGCAAGCUCGGUCGGGAGGUGAAACCUUAUCACUUCGAAAUGAAACAGGUCGACGCAUUCCGAUACCGUAUGUCCGACGCGCUCCGUGCUGUUACUCGUGUCGCCGUACAGGAAGCACGUGCGCGCGAGAUCCGCCAGGAGCUUGUCAAAAGUGAGAAGCUGAAGCGCCAUUUCGAGGAGAAUCCCGAGGAGUUGAGGCAGUUGCGACAUGAUGGGGAGCUACGGGCAGCUCGUGUGCAGGCGCAUUUGAAACACGUACCUGAUUACCUGAUGCCGACGAAGGGGAAAGGGGGUCUUAGUAGCGGUCCAGCUGGCGACGUUGGGUUUGUUGGUUUUAGGAAGACGCAUGAAAAUCGAAUUCGGAAGGCGAGGGAGAGGAAUAGGGGUAGGGGCAGACCAGCGAAGGCUGGCAGGGGUGGGAAGAAAGUUGAUCCUCUGAAGAGUUUCAAUUCUGGUGGGAAGUAGUUAUUGGAUUUCUUAUUCUUGUUUAAUUGGUGCAUCUGGGGAUAUUAGGCACAUGCACGUUUAUCUUGACAUUUAUCUCACAUGUGCAGGGGAGGGGGGCUUUAUAGUUGAAAGACUAUACGAAAACUGUAUAGUAGCUGCAGUGGCCUGGCCGCAGUUUCUUGAGUGGUAUACGAACAAAAAUAGGAAAAAAUUGCAAAAGUUUGAUACAGAAAUGCUCUACGAAUAUGUUGUGAUUCAAAUAACGGACCAAGUAUGUGGACCCCGGGUUGUAGCUGCCCGCCACAU